AUGAUUAGAUCUGAACAUGUCCUAUUGAAGCAUGCUGGUGUUGAGACCGUGAUUACAUCACUCAGAGACAAUUAUUGGAUCUUAGGCCUUAGACGCUUAGCUAAGUCGGUUAAGAAGCGUUGCAUUCCUUGUCAAAAGGUGGAUGCUCAGGCUUGCAACCAGUUUGCUGCUCCUUUACCAGCGCUCCGAAUCCACGAGGCCCCACCGUUCACUGUGACAGGCUUGGAUUACGCCGGUCCCUUGUACUGUUUAGAUCUUCCGGAAACUAAACUUUAUAUCCUGUUAUUCACGUGCGCAGUUGUGAGGUCAGUUCAUUUGGAAUUGACGGAGUCCUUGUCAGCACCGGAUUACAUACUGGCUCUCAGACGCUUUGCGGCUAGGCGGGGUCUGCCCUCUAUAUUGUAUUCGGACAAUGCUAAGACGUUUGAAGCCACCCAGAAGGAACUCGUGAGAUACCUUGCUGCCCGAAGCCCUCAGUGGAAGUUCAUUGUUCCCCGUUCUCCCUGGUGGGGAGGAUGGUGGGAGCGUUUAGUACGCUCUGUCAAGGGCGCGUUGAAGAAGUCACUGGGUGCUCAGUGUCUUACACGGUCGGAGUUAGAAACCAGUUUGGUAGAGGUGGAGGCUUGCAUCAGUUCACGACCUCUAACAUUUGUGAGUGAUGAUGUAGACGGUCCUAAUCCACUUACUCCUUCUCAUUUCUUAAUAGGUAGAACUGCGUGCUUCCAGACGAAGGUUGCCGAGUCAGAGGUCGAAUUGACUCAAGACAAUUUGACCGAGAGAGAGAUAAUUCGACAGAGAAGUCUAGAGUUGUUCUGGGAAAUAUGGAGCAAAGAUUAUAUCCGUAAUCUUCCACCGUCGGUGACCAAAUUCAAAACUAAAGGUAAAGUAGGAGUAGGUUCGUUAGUUCUGAUCCACGAGGACAACGUGCCUCGUAUGAAAUGGCCCCUAGGCCUAGUGACCAAGGAGUUUCCGGGCUGA
Messenger RNA from Lineus longissimus, 978 nucleotides. RefSeq lists its product as uncharacterized. NCBI's taxonomy places the organism in Eukaryota, Metazoa, Nemertea, Pilidiophora, Heteronemertea, Lineidae. Gene Ontology annotation, biological process: DNA integration. The record is from RefSeq and is a predicted model, not a curated record. The coding region runs from base 1 to 978 and encodes 325 amino acids. Gene Ontology annotation, molecular function: nucleic acid binding. The transcript has a single exon.